Messenger RNA from Patiria miniata (bat star), 9063 nucleotides. RefSeq names its product small subunit processome component 20 homolog (gene utp20). The coding region runs from base 107 to 8581 and encodes 2824 amino acids. The transcript has 54 exons. The record is from RefSeq and is a predicted model, not a curated record. Gene Ontology annotation, cellular component: 90S preribosome; small-subunit processome; nucleolus. Lineage: Eukaryota; Metazoa; Echinodermata; Asteroidea; Valvatida; Asterinidae.
UGACGUCAUUCAUGUCAUAACUCUUGACUAUAGAGGGCGCAAUUUGCAACAUGUGCAAGUUUUUGAGCUUCCUUUUUAUCCCUUUUUUCACACAAAUGAAGGCAAAAUGAAGACGAAAUCUUCUUACCAUAGAAAUACGAACACGUAUAAGUUUCAAACAUUUUCUGAGCGCAUAUCAAAUAUCAACAUCGAUGUAAUCCGUAAAGGAGGACGCACAGAGCAACAGCCUGAGGAUGCAGAUUCCUUCUUUGCUGCUGGCCUGGCCAAAUGGACCGAUCUCAAUUGUACUCAAGAUUUUGGUAAUUUCACCAGCGACAUCUCAGGACAAGUAGACAGUUUUGCUCAGUUAGUGCACCAUGAAGAUGAGAUCAUCACAGCUCUCAAGAAACAUCUCCAGAAGAAAGGAAGCCUGGCUCACCAACCUCUCUUGGACUUACUGGUUCAACUGGCCCGGGACCUACAGACUGACUUCUAUCCACACUUUCCCGACUUCUUUCACAUCAUCGUCUCCUUGCUGAACACUCAAGACACUGAGCUCUUGGAGAAUGCCUUCCGAGCCUUCGGAUACCUCUUCAAGUUCCUCUGGCGAUAUCUUGUCAGAGAUAUCCAUGAUGUCUUUAGGUUGUACUCGCCUCUCUUAGCUGAUAGUCAGAGGGACCACAUUCGCAACUUUGCUGCCGAGAGCUUUGCCUUCCUCAUGCGUAAAGUCAAAGACCAUGAUGCCUUGUUCAAUAUGAUGCUAGCUAGAUUAGAAGAAAACCCUGAUCAAAGCACAGGUUUUGGAAGACUAUUCUUUGAAAUGAUAAAAGGAGUCAAGACACAAUUCCACUCAUGUACUGAAAAGGUCCUCCCUAUCUUGUUGAGUAAACUGGGUCCGAUCCAGGCAUCAGUUGAAUCAACAUGUCAGUUACCAUGGCAACUUGUCUUGGAGACUCUUCAAGCUGCGUUUGAAUUUAUGGCUGAAUGGACGUCUCCUGAACACGCCGGUGUCAUAGGCAGUGUGCUGAAGAGUUGUGUGAGUGCAAUGCACAAACUCUUCACUGCUGAGGCAGACACUGACCGGAAAGUACAAAUCGCUGAUCAACUCGACAGAUUACUAGCACUAACCACUCAGUGGAUAGGACAUCACAGCGGAUAUCUGAUCAAACAACCAGACACAUAUGCAGAAGUCCUUUUGACGUUGCUAGAGGGCAGCAUACUACCCGGCCAGUGUGGUGACACUUUGUUAGAUCUAACAGCAGCUCUACUCAAUGCAAGCCAGUGUGACAUACGCAAUGAUGUCAUUACCCAUCUUGUCAGAUCAGUGUUCAGCAGCCACUACUCACAGCUACAGGUUUUGGGAUUCAGCCUGCAACUUUUCUCCAUGCGCUCAUUUGAAAAGGAUAUAUUGCACCCUUUGCUGCAUUUUUGCCAUACUGGGAUUGGCGGCAAGUCUACCUCAUCAAACCAUGACAUCCUACACACACUGUGUAGUCUGGUGCUCCAUAAGCAGUCCUCAACAACAGAUGGAUCAGUUCUGGAAAGUCAUGAGCCAUACCUCAUGGACUUCAGUUUUGAUGUUUAUAAAAGCCAAUCCAAGAGCAAGAAGAACAAGAAACGAGCGGACAACUUCCCAGAAUAUCUCCUGUCCCUCCUUGAAUUCAGUCCCGAGUUACUGAGACAAGACAACGUAGUAUCAGUGUUGUGGGCUGCCCUCGUGUGUUUGCCUAGCACCAGACCUCUUGACAAGGCGAGAGUUGUUCCCAAACUCAAGAGUCUCAUAACGACAUUGGGGGAUGUUGCUGAAAAUCAGAAAGAUGAGACAGUCAAAGACAUGCUUCUGUAUCUGCUGUCGGUGGCCGUGUGCUCAUUGCUACAGUGUGGCCAGGGGCAACCCAUGCAGUCCUUAGUACAGGAAGACUUUGUGUGGAAUAUUCUGAGAACCAACCCCACAUGUGUACAUGCCCUUCUGAUAGGAGAUCUGUACAUUACCCAGCUACUCAGAGACCAGGAUGGCAGCUUUCUCGCUGCAGAUAAACUGAAGCUCAUUCUCCCAGCUCUACAGCCCAAUCUGUCCUCUCCACACAAGAAGGUUCGGACGUUGACCCUACGGAUAUUAUCCCAGUUCCCAGUCAAACUCCCUACCAUACCAGACCUGCAUACUCGUCAAGUUUGCGUCUUCAAGCUGUGUUUGGAUGCAGAGCUUGUCCCAGCGACUAUUGAAGAUUACAGGGAAAAGCAGAAGCUACUGCAGAGAUUGAGUUAUGAUGCCGUGCAGCCAAACGUACCACUGGGAGAGUAUAAAGAGGUUGCCUUGAGGUAUCUCAUUGGAUCGCUCUACAUAAACUUCCAAUUGCUAUGGCAACCCAUCAUGGAAAUGAUAAAAACCCACGCGUAUGGCAUGGACAAGAAAUGCUUCUGGUCUGUCUACACGGAUCACCUACAGAAGAUGGCAACAUUGCUUGAGUCAUCUUACAGAGAAACGACAACAAACCUCAAUCUGAAUGAUUCCAUGGAAGUUCUAAGCCCAAACUCUGACGAUCUCUCAGCAUUAUUCAGUAGGGUUCAAGCAGAGAGUGUUGCAGAUGCAGAUCGACAAGACCAUUGGAAUGUACGUCAGUUGAUGUGGAAAGCAAUGGCUCAGUUUGCUGAGCGUGCUGAGGGCAGGUCAAGGGAUCUCGUACCACUUGUCUUCAGAUUUAUUGAAAAUGAGUAUCACCCAUCCAAUGUCAACAAUGCUCCAACUCAAGACAUCAGAACAAAGACUGGACUUGACAUGAGCUUACAUCAGACGGAGGAUGUUGAUGAAACUCCAAGACGAAGUCUAAAGAGAGGGAGAAAGAAGAUAGGAAAAGGCUCUGUGUACAGAGCAUUGGUAGCCUAUCUUCAGCUCUUCAGCAAAUUCAAGGAUCCCAAGUCAAUGUAUAAGGAGCCACAGCUACGAAAGCUCUAUUUUGAUUUGCUGUCAAGUAAUUUCCCGGACAUCCAGAAGGUAGUCUUAUCCUGCCUGAUGACCUACAACCAUCCCUACCUGACUCCCUACCGCGACAGUCUAGAAGCACUCAUGGAGGAUAAGAAAUUCCGCGAGACACUCGUCCAGUUCAGCAUCGAUGAAACGACGGGUGUAGUGGCAGACAAUCACAGGGAGGGGCUGUUACCAAUUCUUCUGAGGAUUCUCUAUGGUAAAAUGAUGAGCAAGACAGGACCUGGCACCCAAGGGAAGAGUGGGGGCGCUGUUCGUCGUGCUACCAUUCUACGUUUCAUUGCUGGUUCUUCCUCCAGUGAGAUGAGUGUGUUUCUGGAUCUAGUCUUGGAGCCAUGCCAACUCAUCCUGAAAGGUGACUGUCAUUUGAUGAUGACUGAUUUUCUUGAUUCCUUGCACCCAUCCGCUGUCAUUCCUCUGAAGAAACAACAAAGUAUAUUGGACACCAUCGGAGUAAUCUUCAGUAAGUUGGGUCAUCGGAUCGAACCAUUUGCUUCCAAGAUUCUUCAUCUAGUUAUAACUGUGCUUGCCAGCUACGCACAGUUACUAGACCAGAGAAAUCAGAUCCAAACCUAUGCCAUUGGCCAACUGAAGAAACUGCGUCAGCUAGCCCUCCUGCGAUUGGUUGAAUUCUUUGGGAUCUUUGAGCAGCACCCAUUCUCAGCCAAUGAGAUUGACUGUAUCUUUGAGGCAGCGGUGUGGCCUCAGAUUGACAGCUUAGCCAAUGAGUGCCUUGCGAGUCCCACCCCGUUACUGAAGCUAAUCCUGGUCUGGAGUAAAAAUCCCAGAUUCCAUUCUCUUUUGGCCAAGCAUCACCCCACCAGGCCAAGUUGCACCAUCCUUCCAAGCGUCACUGCUCUCCUGUCUGCAUCAACCGUCUCCGCCUCCGUGGUUGCCAUGGUGAUGGAGAUUGUAGAGCAACUUCUUAUGAAGGAGGAUUCUGGGAUUGAGGAUGGACAAGACGUCGAUGACGACCUCCAGGUCAAUGACCUUAUUGAUGUCAAGAUUGAAGACAGAGAGUUUACAGAGCCACCCAGCUAUGGAACUAAGCUACUCUUCCCGUAUGUACCUGCUGUUCUGCAAUAUCUCAGCUCAUCAGUCAGUCGCUGCACUCAGACGAAAGAAGACAGAAGAAGUCUACCCAUGAAAGACCUCAACAUACUAUCCAAGAUAAGCUUGUACAUCAGUGAUCCUGAGCAGAGUGCAGUGUUGGUUAGUCUACUUCUACCCUUCUUGAGGAGAACAAAUGAAAAACAUGAGACUACUGAGCUGGACAUUCUACAUACAGUCAGAAAUGUGAUCAAGUUAUGUGAGAAUCCUGCGGACUUCUUGGGAACCUUGUCAGCACUGUUCUAUCGUCUGACGUUCCGGCAGUCUCGAGCUGUUCUCUGUGAGGUCUUCGCAGCGAUGGCACAGAGCAACCCGGACCUUGGGGACCUCGCUCGUCUCAUGAAACAGUUGAAUUCUUGGGAUCGGAAACACAUUGAUGAGCCAGAUUAUGCCUAUAGGCUGGCUGGAUUCAAAUUAGCCAAUGAGAGACUUGCUGCUAUGGCAACGGUUGACAUAGCAUUUGUGACUCCAAUUAUAUACAACUGCUUCUACAUGAUCAUGAAGAUUGAAGACAUGUCCAUGCGAGAUAACUCGGCCCAUUUCCUGAAGGCACUUCUACAGAAGUUAUCAUCCGAGGAACUAAACACUGAACAUUUCAAUGGCAUUGUCAUCCACAAAUAUGCUCCAGCAAUCAGGGAUGCAUUGAGAUUAAAGUCAGAGAACGCCAGACAUGAGAUGAUUUGUCUUCUCUCAGACAUUGUCCAGCUGUUCCCAGAUCAUCCUCAGUUCCAAUGUAUGAGAAUCCUGCAGGAUACGGACAUAGAAAAAGAUUUCUUUGAGAACAUCAGACACAUACAGCAUCAUCGAAGGAUGCGAGCCCUCCGUCGUCUAGCACUCCAUGCCAGACAGGGUGAUCUCACCUACAGCGCCCUCUAUCAGUUCCUGUUACCCAUGGCAACAGCUCUCAUCUUUGACCAGACGAUAGCUGCCAAGAACCCCAACCUUGUCAUUGAGGCCAUUGGUGCUGUGGGAGCCGUUGCUGGGCAGUUACCAUGGCGAUGGUACUACCUGAUACUACAGCAGUACUUGCGGCUUGUCAUGCGAAGCAUAGAUCAACAGAAAACGGCUGUGAGGUUAGUUGUUGCUGUCUUGGAUGGAUUUCAUUUUGAUCUAUCGCUCUCUGAAGGAGUAGAGUCCGUACAGGUUGGCAAAACGUCUGCCAAACCUAGUCAAGAUUCAUCUGAAGAUCGUGGAGGUGACAAUGAUAAAUCAACUGAUGCAAAAAGUAACAAUGAAGGUGAAAAUAAAGAAGUCGUCAAUGAGAAAGAUGUAGAUGAGGACGACGAUGAAGGUGAUGAUGAAGAAAAUGAAGACACAGCAGAGCUGGAUUCACAUGAAGAUGCAGACAAACUCAAGAAUAAUGUUGCCUUGGCAACCAAGAUCCAUCGCAUCAUUGUUGCCAGCAUCCUACCAAAGCUACACAAGACACUCACGAACAAGGUUAAGAGCGAAGAACACCACAAGAAAGCUCGCUACAGCAUCGCUGAUGAUGAAGAAAUCCUCCGUGUUCCCAUCGCCUUAGCUAUGGUCAAACUCCUACAAGCCUUACCCAAGAAAACUCUGCACCGUAGCCUGCCUGGAGUCCUAGUCAAGGUGUGUCAGAUGCUGAAGAGUCGAGCUAAAGACGUCAGAGAUGUUAGCAGAGACACUCUGGUGAAGAUCCUUGCAUCACUGGGGGUGAAAUACUUCCCUUUUAUCCUGAAGGAGCUGUGUCAUGCCUUGACAAGGGGAUAUCAGCUCCACGUUCUGAGUUUCACCCUACACGCUCUCCUACACAGCGCCUUACCAACACUCAAACCAGGAGAUCUUGACACCAGCAUUCACUCAAUGAUUGAGGUGAUCAACAAGGAGCUAUUUGGCGAAGUAGCUGAUGAGAAGGAAGUAGAAGGCAUUGUGGGUAAACUGGUAGAGGCUCGCAGCAUCAAGGGAUAUGACUCCUAUGAGAUGAUAGCUAAGGUCAUAGGUCAGAGUUCACUGACACAGCUUUUAAUCCCACUCAAAGAGAUUCUUGAAGUAAGCCACAAGCACAAGGUUGUGCGUAAGGCUACGGAUGUCCUGAAGCAUGUGACUAUGGGCCUGAUAGCCAAUCCAGGCAUUACUGUGGAUGCUAUGUUGAUCUAUAUUCACGGACUGGCAACGGAGACCAUUCCAUUCCUCAACCCCAGUGACAGUGACAAGGCCAAGACCAAACCACCGGACCCCCAGGCUGGCCCAGAAAGCUGUUAUCUCCUCCCACCAACCCCUAAGAAGGGCGGAGUCGCACCCAAAGUCAGCAAAAAGACCAACAUGCACCUCAUUGUUGAGUUUGGAUUGCAGUUGUUGCACAUGAAUCUGAAGCGAUCCAAGCUGUCUCCAUCUAACCAGCAACACCUUCAGAUGUUGGAUCCAUUUAUUCCCAUCCUCAUGGACUCACUCACUUCCAAAUAUACCAAGGUGACAGUAGUGGCCCUCCGUUGCAUCACAUGGAUGCUACGAUACCCUCUGCCCUCCAUCAGCAAAAGUGCAUUCAGAUUGACGAAGAUACUCUUCAAAAUCCUGCACACCCACGCGAUGGCGGGAGCAGCAAAAGGAGCUAACUUUGACAUCGUCGUCAGCUGUUUCAAGGCUGUCACAGUGCUAGUCCGUGAUGUGAAGCAACACAUGAUCGAUGAGAAACAACUACAGGUUCUACUGACCUAUGCAGAGGAAGACAUGCAUGAUCACACCAGACAAGCCACGGCAUUUGGUCUACUCAAGGCUAUUCUGUCGAGGAAGUUGAUUGUACCCGAGAUGCACGAUGUGAUGAAGAAGGUUGCUCAGCUAUCGAUUACAUCAGAGAGUCCUUCAGUCAGAUUACAAUGCAGACAGGUUGUACUGAAUUUCCUUCUGGACUACCCUCUUGGGAACAAACUGAAGCGCCACCUAGAGUUCUAUGUCAGACAGUUGAACUUUGACCUUGAGACUGGCCGUGAAUCCUCGCUGGAGAUGCUGGCCACUAUCUUCUCAUCAUUCCCACAGAAAACAUUGGAGACAUAUGCUGGAAUGUUUUUUAUUCCCAUGGCAACCAGACUUGUCAAUGAUGAAUCAGCUAAAUGUCGCAAGAUCACUGCAUUGGCCAUCAAGUCAUUGCUACAGAAGCUACGGGUGGAGAAGAGAGAUGAACUCUUCACCAUGGCAACCCACUGGCUCCAUGACGACAAUCCAGCCCAUCAGCGUCUUGCCUCACAGCUUUGUGGCAUCUUUGUCGAUGCCGAGGAGGCAGGUUUCCAGCGACGGUUGGAUGACAUACUUCCUCAGAUACAGGAGCAUAUCACACCAGAUGGGUUGCUGAAGGAUGGCAUGUCUGCGAUGGAGACAGAUGAUACAUCUAUGGAGGAGAGACAUACAGAUCACAUGUUGUUCAACUUGCUAUCAACGUUAGCCAAGAUGAUUAAACACUGUUCAAUCAUCGGCAACAAGGCGUACACAAACACCCUGAAUGCAAUCUGGGAUUCCAUCCAAUCUCAUCUUCUCCAUCCGCACUCCUGGGUGCGUCUGGUUUCGGCCCAGCUCUUUGGAGACCUGUUUGCUUCUAAACAACCAGACAUCAUUGCCGGAACCAUGCUGACAGCUGCGUCUGGUACCUGGACUACCAACACCUCGGCCAAUGAGAAUCGGAUGGGGAAGAAGACAAAAUGCAAGAGGAAGGCUGAUAAAGAAAGGGGCGGAGUCACAGGUAAAAUGGAGGCGGUGGAGUAUCCAUUGAACCAUGGACAGGAAAUCGUCAGGGAGUUAGUCUUUACAUUUUGCAAGCAGCUUCAGUCGGCCUUGCUGAACAAAGAUCUUGGAGAUCAGGUUGUGAGAAAUCUUGUGUUCCUUGGAAAAGUCAUCCUCCGUUUGUAUCCGGAUAAAACUGAGAUUUACCAAACGGAGGAGAGAUCGGACAGUGAAGAUGAAAACGAUGAUGAAAAUGAUGAAAGGACUCCCAAGCUCUCUGCAGAGCAGAAUACCACCACCACGGACAAACAAGGACUUGGACGUCGGACUCAGAGCCCCGCUGACUUGACUUGGUUCUUGAGGAGGAUGUGUCGCAUCGCUGCCUCAGAGGCAGCCAAGACACCCAAACAGACCCUGAGACGGACUUGUGUUGUCAAGUGGCUUGCUGCCAUGGCAAUGGAUGUAGGAGGAGACAGAUUGCCCAGUUAUCUGAAGCUAAUGAUGAAGCCGAUGUGUCGGGAGAUCGGCGAUCAAAAGUCACACGCAGACAACGAUCUUCGUCAGCUUUGUCAGGAAGCAUUGGAUCUCAUCAAGGGCCUUGUGGGAUUGGAGACAUUCUCUCAUGCUUAUGCUGACGUCCAAAGGGUCAUCACACAGACCAGAAUCCAACGCAAACAACAGAGGGCGCUACAGGCUGUUGCUGAUCCAGUCCAAGCAGCAAAACGUAAAGAGAAGAAGCAUCAGAACAAGAAGGAAGCCAAGAAGAGACGACUACAGCAGCUAAGACCCACGUACCAUAUUGUCAAAAAGGCGAAACUCUCAGAUGGAACCUAGAUGCCAUUGUCAUGGUACGUUUUGAAUUGUGCUAACCAGUUGAUUAUUGUUUCUUUUUUGACAUCACUAAAUUAAGCAAAUUAUUUCUCAAUAGGAAAUGGUUUUGUUUUUUAACUACUACCUUUCUAGCGAUGCAAAAAGUUAUUCUUUUUUGUUUUUGAAUGAUGCAUUGAUUGAAAAUCAACCCAUGUGUGAUUAUGGAAUAAUUACUGUAUAAAUUUUCUGUCCAGGAAAUGUGUAGGAAUGUGUUUAAGGGAACCUUGGGCAUCUUUUGUGUAAUUUUUGAGCAACUUUAUUUUUUGGCCAAAAUUGAAAAAAAAACCAAGGGGUUAGCCUUACAUUUUUACCGAAAUUUGGCCAAAAAUUGACUUUUCUGCAAACGACUCAGAAAUACCUGUUGAUGCACCAGGAGCACAUUUCAGUAUUCAAACGUCGAGAAUUUUGAGAAAUUGGGCAAAAAUAAUCAAGUUUUUGGUCAAAAA